GUGGUCCCACAUCCGGUUGUUAGCAUGUGGAUGACCCUGGAAGUUAUAGCUCAUUUCACAAGCGUCAAGUGCUUGUGUCAUUUUUGCUUGACUGUUCACUUCUAGAGACGGCCUGUUAACGACCAUGGCUUCGCCUCUUCGUCUAUUUGCGGACGUCUUGACGCUGCCGAUACUUGUGUUAGCAUUCGCUUGUUAGCAGUUUUCCACGGUGGUCCACUUUUUCUAAUUUAAAGGUCGGCGCGCAAUUAAAAGGAGAUGUACCUGGUAGGGCUGACAGGUGGUAUCGCCUCAGGGAAAAGCACAGUGUCGUCGAUGCUGCGGGAUCUCGGGUGUCCUAUCAUUGAUGCCGAUGUCGUGGCCAGGAAAGUUGUGGAGCCGCACACGGCCGCCCACUCGCGCAUCGUCUUCCACUUUGGACCUGAGGUCUUGCUGGAGAGCGGCGAGAUCGACCGGCAGAAGCUCGGCCGGCUCAUCUUUGCCGACGAGGGGAAGAGGAAGCUGCUCAACUCCAUCACUCACCCGGAGAUUCAUAAAGAGAUGCUCAAGCAGAUUGUGUUUUACUUCCUCAGAGGUUACCGCUACGUCGUGCUGGAUGUGCCGCUUCUCUUCGAAACCAGAAGGCUCACUCAGUUUCUCAACCACACUGUUGUAGUUUACUGUGACCCUGCCACUCAGCUGGCGCGCCUGAUGCAGAGGGACGGCCUCACCCAGGAGGAGGCCGAUCAGCGCCUGGCCGCCCAGAUGCCGCUGAACGAGAAGCGCGGCCUGGCCAGCCACGUCAUUGAGAACUCGGGCACGCGAGAGGACACCCAGCGCCAGGUCCUGCGGCUCCACACCAAGCUGGAGGACUCCAUGGACUUCCUUUUGGUCAGGGUGCUGGCUGUUGCCGCCACUGCCGGUCUGGGCGGGAUCCUGCUGUACGCCGCCAAGCUGCUUAUAUCCUAGCAGAGUUCUGAGGACAAGAAUGUGAGGUGAACACCAGCCGGGCAGGUUAGUUCCACAACAGCCUGGUGUCAUGCUGGUAACAAUGGAGCCAUGCUUUCAGAAGGAUUUAGUAGGAUUUCUUGCAAAAAUGCACUUUAAAUAGUUGUUCAGUGACAUUUUUGUGCUCUUAUAAAUUAGUGUUAGGUAAGUUUAUGUUUCUGUCCAAUGAAAACCAUACAUUUACACAUACAAAAAUGUGGAAACACCAUCUUGUGUUCAAAAUAAUCCAAAUUGUUUGGAAUGGUUUUGUAGCAAUAGAAAUAAUCUGUUGUAAUCAUCACUUUAACCUCAACUGUUAUUUAAAACAGUACAGUUGUGAACUAUUUAAACAUUUUCAUUGGUUAUAUAAGCGUAAAAAUAGGCUUAAAGUCUCGCACAAUUGAAUUUGAACAAAAGUUUGUGCAACUUUAGAGGUAUUUCGUAGGUGUCAUCUGACUUAAAGGGGUCAUAUUAUGAUUUUUUUCUACAUUUAGAACAAUUCCUUGUGGUCUACAUAACAUGUAUUGGUAGUUAUUUGGUCAAAAUGUUGCAUAGAUUAUGUUUUCCAGACGGUUUUCAAGCUGCUUUCUGACCGUUUCGUCAGGCUGCUCCGUUUUGUGGUUGGUCUUUUUUUACGUGCCUCCACUUUGACAGCGUCAUCUCCCCGUCACCUAUGUUGUAGUUUUUUUAGUCUGCUUCGAAACAAGAGAAUAGAGAAAGAAGGAACUUAUUGACUACAGCGUCGGACUACUAUGACGGACUCGUGCAAAGCUCUUCGGGUAAGCCUUUACCAUAAUGGACAUCACAAAAGGGAAAAACAUCACAAAUUGGGCAAACAGCUCGUUUGGAAAAGUAUAAAGGAAGGCAAGUUUUAUGAAUGUCUCUACAAUUCUUCCAUGGUUUGAGUUCAAGUUUUUGGGACUUAUGCAGGACCCAAAUACAUAAAAACAUGUAGCAAUAGGUAAAAAAAGUUGGUUUUGCAUAAUAGGUCCCCUUUAAGAUGUAAAUAGCACAAUAUUGCCUGAAAAACUGCGCAAUGAAAGUAGCACGUCUGCCAUGUUUGCAGAGGUCGUCGCUCAUGUAAACACAACUUUUUAUUUUUUGUAAGAUGUCCUACUAAUUCUCCUGAGAACACCUUGGGAGCGCAUUAUUAGCACAACUUGCACUGACAGAUUUUAAAAGGUGUCCAUACGCAAUUUUCAUGGGUUUUUCUCACAUGAACGAUGGAUAAUGAUAGCGUGAUGGUAACAAAUAGGCUUAAUAUAUACUUUACCACCAUCCUUUAAAGAAGUUUUAUAGCCACCCCUUUUGUAGCAGAGUUGCUUGAUCUAACCUCCCCUCACAGAAGAAUGUAUGUUUAUUAAUAACUUUAUCGUGACAUGAAGAUUAUUAUGAGAAAGAAUGUAUUGACAAUCCAGUUUUAACUGCAAAGUGAGUGAAUUUAUUGUGUUUUCUUACACUCUAAAAGCUUUCUGUACAUAUACUGAUUCUUCUUUGUCUCUCUUGUGUCAACACUCUUUGUAAAGACUGCAACGCCUCACAUAAACGAUCAAACUAAUGUUUGAAACAAACACAAGCUGUCACGUCUUCAUCUUUACAGUACAUUGGCAAUGCUACAUACUGUACAUAUGGUGGUAAAAACUACAGAAGACUCUUAAUUCAAGUAAAUAGUUGAAAAAAAAUGCAACCCAAUCGGUCGAUAUUUAUCAUAAAGGGUUAUAUGUACAGAAACUUUUUCAAUGGGGUUUUAAAUGUGGUAUUUAAAUUGGUGCCAAAUUCAAAUCCGAAUGAAAUUUAGCUGGAUAAGAAUGUUUUUACAUUUAAUUUUUUGACUUUGCUUACAUAUUCAGCUCAGAUCAGACCAAAACGUAUCGGGAAGAACAGAGUUUUAUGCUGACGAUUCCAAGACAGAUAAUCCAUGAGUGAGAUUGACCGUUACUAAUCACAUGUAUUAACUGUCAUUUUUAAAAUGUAUUUUAGUGCAAUUGACAAAAGACAUCAAAACAUAGCAUUCAGAGGCGUCCAAAACUGAGUGCAAGCUCACGCAAUGCAUGAACCCUAAGAUUUGAUGCUUUGGCAUUGUUUAACAAAAAUAUUCAACAUUGUAACAAUAUAUAUACCGUAAAUCAGAAAAGAGGAAAGUCAUUAACAAAACUGAUUUUGUGAAAACAAAAAAAUAUAUCAUAACACAGUCAAACAUUUCACAGAGUCAUGCACAGCCAGUUAUCUGGAAAUCAAUGUCAAUAAAACAAAAUAAAUAUGGUUCAACCCCCCCUCACCUCAGAACCCCAUCAUCAUAAACACACAAACAGUUAAAACAGUUGACACUUUUAAAUACCUGGGCGUAACCUUGGACAAUAAACUCACCUUUGAUCAGCACACCACGGACAUUCAAAAAAAAAGUCAACAAAGACUGUCAGCCAUCCGAAAACUUAAAGGACUAUACGUUGCACCUCAUCUCCUGAUAUUACUUUACCAAAGCAUUGUUCAACCCAUCCUUCUGUACUGUUCCACAUGUUUUUCCACCAUGCUUUCUGUAACCAACCGGACCAAACUCACACGCAUUACAAACAUAGCAGCUAAAAUCAUCGGCCUACCCACACCCAACAUUUCAGACUUAAACCACAGGUCCAUCACCCGACUGGCAAAAACAAUAGUCCAGGAUAUCACUCACCCACUACACCAAUACAUCAUCCCACUACCAUCAGGGCGCAGGUACAGAACUAUCAAAUUCCGGAGGGCCCGCCUCAGGAAAAGCCUUAUCCCUGCAGCUAUAGCCGCCCUUAACAGCAGGCCCGGCCGACCUGUCUGACAAGCCUGUAAAUGUGUGUUGGUUAUGUAUGAUGUCUUUUUGUUAUUUUUUUUGUGAUGUGUAAUGUCUAUUGUUUAAAUGUACGGCAGUGACAAUGAAUUUCCCC
Molecule: messenger RNA, 3881 nt
Organism: Nerophis lumbriciformis (worm pipefish)
Lineage: Eukaryota; Metazoa; Chordata; Actinopteri; Syngnathiformes; Syngnathidae
Gene: dcakd
Product: dephospho-CoA kinase domain containing
Biological process (GO): coenzyme A biosynthetic process
Molecular function (GO): dephospho-CoA kinase activity; ATP binding
Source: RefSeq, a predicted model, not a curated record